Molecule: messenger RNA, 1560 nt
Organism: Malassezia restricta
Lineage: Eukaryota; Fungi; Basidiomycota; Malasseziomycetes; Malasseziales; Malasseziaceae
Product: general transcription factor 3C polypeptide 5 (transcription factor C subunit 1)
Exons: 1
Coding region: 1-1560 (519 amino acids)
Biological process (GO): transcription initiation at RNA polymerase III promoter
Cellular component (GO): transcription factor TFIIIC complex
Source: RefSeq, a predicted model, not a curated record
AUGGCCCCAGCUGGUCGAGAUGACGAGGCGCCGUCAUGGACGAUUCCACCGACGCAGCUUGUCACGAUUGAAUACCCAGGAUACAUUCAUGCAAGCUGCAAAGCAUUAGACAGUGCCUUGACGUCCUUAUCCCCACGCAUGGGUCCCCUGGCAGGGACAGCGAGUGCACGGCAGGCUUUGGAGCAUCUGAGCAUGCUGUUAGAUCGCGGAGCGCGUAUUGUGGAAUGUCAUCUUCUUUCACAAGAGCCUGACGAUACAGAUCUGUAUCGCCAUCCCAUUUUAGGAGAUAUCGUGCAGAGUCAGGACCUGGUUGUGCGUAUUCGAAGACAAGUAUGGAAGCGCUCGGACCAGGACGUCUAUCGGAAGCAGUACAUGCUCGAGUUAGUUGGAUCAUGCACUCAUGCAGUGCGAUUCCGACGUAUGGCUGACUUUGCUUAUCGUCCUGACCCGCCUUCUGGAUCUUCAGAGCAUCCGGCCAUGUCACUGCAUCGUGCGCUCAUGACAUUUGACGUCCAUUCCUUGCGUGCCUACCGAUUUGAGCCAGAACGAGAGCUGUACGAAGUGAGUGAAAACGGGACGCCUAUCAGCAAUCUCGCCAUGAUACCUCCGCCAUUCUUUAGUCGACAAGAGUUGCCGUUUCCAUACGGCUACCGGCAGAACCCCACAUCCAGUUUGCAAACGGUAUCACAUGCGUCGACGUCGAAGCGGAGUCGCCGAACGGCCCGUAAAGGUGAAUCAAGCGCGGAGCAGCCAGCAGAUCUCGAGGACACCGCUGUUACGAGAUACAUUAAUCGUGCUCGUUGGCGCAAUCUGGCGCCGAUUGCUAUCAAAUUUUCCGAUACAGGGCCUGUCCCACAUGCACCGGAUCCAAGUCUAGCUGCCAUGCCUUUGUCCGAGAAGCAAACGAUGCAAUUACAAAAAUUACGGGAACAAUGGUCGAAGCGCCCGAUCUGGUCACGACUGGCGCUUCUCAAUCAGUUUUCCGAGCCGGAAGCGCGUGCUUUGAUCCAAGCCAAGGAGCUUUUUGCUCUUGUCGCGUAUACAUUUGCUGAUGGUCCGUGGCGCGAUGCUCUUGUACAGUUUGGCUACGACCCACGCACGGAUCGGCAAAGUCGGUUUUACCAGCGCAUUCACAUGCGUGGUAAAACACCGCGUCGUCCUACAACGCGUGGCCUAUUUAAGAGCGAGUAUGGCACUGCUUCUGAUACACGCCGCUCUCACAUCCGCUCAGCGGAACUCAUGAGGUCUCCCACGCACGAAUUCGACGGCAAAACAGCUUCUUUUCACACCAGCACGUUUCAACUGUGUGAUAUUACGGCUUUGUCCAUUGUGCCGCUGAUUCACGUCGAUGGCCCGAACCAGCUAUUGCUAACACCUGACGUUACGACUGGUUGGUACGCACCACAGGCUUGGGAGGCCAUUCGAUCUGCAGUUUCAUCGAGUUUCCAUGCCUUGCUGAACGCGUCUACGAACGAUCAGCGCCCUCAAGAGGAUGUCGGCUCCAGCUCAGAGGAUUACAGCCAUGACGAGGAUGACGAUGAUGAAGAUAUGAACACAUAG